Dichotomopilus funicola is the source of this 1620-nucleotide messenger RNA. RefSeq lists its product as uncharacterized. NCBI's taxonomy places the organism in Eukaryota, Fungi, Ascomycota, Sordariomycetes, Sordariales, Chaetomiaceae. The record is from RefSeq and is a predicted model, not a curated record. The transcript is spliced from 4 exons. The coding region runs from base 1 to 1620 and encodes 539 amino acids.
AUGUCGGACGGAGUCAACUUCAUGCAAUUCCCGCCAUGGGAUCAAAUGAACUUUUCUAGCGACUGUAAAGUCUGGGGCAGCUGGCUGGGCGUCGUCCUGACACCAAACCCCUCGAGCCCAGGCGACUCCAUCGGUCCGGCCUUUACCACGAGUAUUGAGCUCUUCACCGCAGCGCUUCCCCUCAAUGCGACCAUUCCAAACAACACGACGCUUCGGGAGUAUCACAGUCAGAUUCUAGACUGGUACAUUUUUAACUCCUAUGCUCAGCCAGCAUCGGUCACUUAUGGCCCAUGGAACUUGACCUCGGAGUUCUUUACCAAUGCAUUGUUAUACCCCGUGCUCAAUUGCACUACCGAGUAUUGCCAGGCUAUGGCAAUGCAAGGAAAUCCGGAUUUAAUCGGGAUCGGUGUCUUUAUCUCGUAUAUCAUCGAAGCAGCGUUGUCAACCACCUUCUUGGCAGCAUUCACUGCGUGGCAUAUUCGUCAGUCCUUACGGUCCAGGAUGGGCGAGGGGCCUUCAUCAACGCAUCCCGGUGCGAAAAGUGACGCCCACGCGAUACAUGUCGGUUCAAAGAGGGUGUCUCUUGCCCAACGUACCAUCGAUUCUUUCCGGGGCUCCCUCAACUCUUUCCUAUCUUCCACAAUGCUUAUUAGCACCGCCAUGCUUUGCGCUUCACUGUACUUAUGCGUCAGCGGCAUGGGCAAUCAAGCGGUUCUCCCUGAUACUUCAGACCUUCCUUACCAUACCAGCGCCAUCUACGACAUGCUUCUCUCAUUCCGAGCCUCGUUCUUCUCCGUGCUCCCCGUGCUGUUACUAUACUCAUUGACGACUCCGGGUAUGGGCAGCCAGGGCGGGCUGACGAAAGACGGGUUGCAAGUGUGGAUGCGGCGAAUAGUGCUGAUCGUGAUUUGGAUCCUCAGCAUCGUUCUAACAUUUCUCUCGCCACGGGGAAACCCAGACUACAACGACCGUCAAAAUGACACUGCCUACGAUCCCUGCAACGUACGUGGCGGCCCGGUUUACUGGCAGAGUGCCGAAGAGUUCAAGGCCAUUAUUCUCGUUGCGCCCGCGGUUUGGAUGUUUAUCACGGCCUUUCUGGCGACGGGCUUUGGCAUUCCCGUUGUGGCAAAUAGUCGCUGGAUCCGUGGCUCUCGACCCCUCUGGAGGUUCGGUGUUGCGUGGGCCAUCUGUGGGACAAUGUGGGCCAUUCUUUUCUGCUUCUUUGCCCUAAGAUCCAAGAUCCUCCACAACGCCGGCAGUUCCGACUCAGAGAACGCUUGGAGUUUCGGCCAGGUCUUGGCACUAGUGACCUGGGUCCCGACUGUGACCGAGUUUUGCUAUAUUUUUAUUUGGGAGAGCCAUGAAACACACCUCCCGCCCGGAGUCAAUGGUCAGGGCCAGCAUUUGGCCAUACCAGCAUCGCACUGGUACAGCGUUGUCGAAUUGGACCCCUACUUGAUUGCACAUGAAUCAGCCUCGGAAGGGCUAUACCAGGAAGCGGGGCAUAUGACAGCGACAACGUUGCGGCCGAUCAAUCCCGAGGAGCAGUCCACGCCGCAUGUCUACCAUGAUAGUGGUGGGGGACUACCACGGACGCCGUGGCAGCAGUGGAGAGAGUAA